AAGAACUUUAUUGGCGUAUUUUUACCUCAACCUGCACAAGGUAUCAAAAAGUCCUACGAAAGACGCGACUCGAGUAUCAUUUCUCAAGAAAAGAGCACCGUUGAUUAAGACCGUCUCCCGGCCGAGAACGCGCACGACGACCUCCGGCGUCCUCUAACCAGAUCGGCACAACACCGCCCAAUCUCGUCCGCAACAUCACUCUGGCAAACGAAGAACAGCAUGGGUUACUUUGAGACCGCCAGCACCUCGCUGCGCGCCCUGGUGACUCCGCGCGGGGGGAUGGGCAACACGGCGACGGCGACGAUGGGCGCGGGUACGCCACGGGGCGGGAGCAUGACCCCCCGCGGCGGCACCUCCAACCUCGCGGCGGCCAUGCUGACCCCCCGGGGCACCAACAUCAGCACGCCGUCGGUGAACACGCCCGUCGGCACGCCGCGCGGCGGCCCCACGAUGAUGGGCGGCAGCAGCUACAAUGCGCAGCAGCAGAGCCUCAGCUUCGUCGCGCAGAAGUCGUCGCAGCACUACCAAUCGCUGCUGGCCGCGGCCCAGGCCCGGCUGCAAAAGCCGAUCUGCAGCUCCUCCGGGUUCAACUACUACUUUUUUCCGAAGCUGUUCAAAGUCCAGGAGAAGAAGUAUCCAGAAGGGGAAAGACGUGGUCCAACUGCUCUUUCGAUUGAAAACAAAGAGUUUCAGGCUGUGAAGAUUCGGAGUUCGAGUCUUUUGUCACGAGAAAUUCGAACGCCGGAUGAACUCAUCGUGCAAGUCGCAAUAAAACUUUGCAUGUUGAUAUUGCACUUUUCUAUGCGUCGCCAAGCAAGUUAGUUGUAAAAAUUCCGAAUUCCAGCAAUUUGAAUUUGAGCAAGGAGUUGGCAAAAGUUUUUUCCCCUUCAUGACGUAUCAAAACAAACCGACUCCACUCUGCUGGACGAGGAGUCGCUGGCAAAAAAACGCGCGUACGUUGUGGACAUGAACAUGUUUCACCCGGUCACGGAGUUGAAGGUGCGGGUACGGUUAUCAAAUGCAAAUAUGUCUGGGUCUGGAAGAGUGCAGGAGUUUGUCAUGCAGAUUUUGCAUGACCCGUGAGGUCCGUGACGCAUGCUGUAGCAUAUCAGAGAUUCUGCGAGGUGGGCUUUCUGAUGCUCAUACCGCAUCAGAAAUGCCUUUUCCGCUGAGAAAAAAUUGCACCUCUGUUGCUGUUCAUGCAACACAAAUCUUCUUAGAAUCCAAAGCCAGCAUCACAAGUUGCAUUCUUCCAGACCCAGACAUUUUUGCAGUGCAUAGCGGUUCCAAACGAACGACUUCCAGGAUCACGAUUACAUGAUCCGGUCGGAGGCCGAGUCCUUUGAGCUGAAGCAAAAACUGUGGAAAAUCUUCAACGCGUCCGGCACCGUUUUGUCCGAAGAAGUUUUGCCUCUGAUCGACGGCGAGGACCUCCCGGUGAAAACGGUCAAGGACGUCAAGACCCAGUUGCUGAAGGGUGUGCGGAAGCGCAUCAAAGCGUAUCAGGGCGUUUUGGACGAACUCUUUCCGCAGGAGACGUCGUCCGGCACGCCGGUGCACUGCCUUUUCACAGCGCCCAUUGAUGCUAUCGGAUUUAGAUGUGACAAGUUUUCGAGAUCUCCUGCUCAAGUUGGCGUGCUGCUAAAAUUCAUGUCGUGAAAAGAAGAAGAUGAAGUUAUAAUUAUCCGUUGUAUGUUGUCGACCGCACGCGCAGCAUCGCGCGCGGGUGAUGUUCAUGCAAAGUCAGACGAGGGUCGUGCAGGUGUUUCAACAUCUUCAUCCAAGCAGUUGAUGCCACACGACACAAAUUGCAGCCCAACUAACUCGCCGGUGUCGAUUUUAAAGAUUUCCUAUGCAUAGUUAAAUGCGAAGACGAAGCAACGGAGGCACACGUGGAGCCGGAGGUGAACAACGAGGCAUUGUACGAUUUGAAAGAAGACCCGUAUGCGUAUGAAGCCAUGCGCAUGAUCCCCCCACCCAUGAUGCGCCACCGGGAAAAAACGCUGUUGCGGUACUUAGCCUGUAGCUGCCAUUACAAUUCUGCAAGUUGUUGUCUAGCUGCACGUAAACAACUUCUACCCUCUCUUGCCAAUUGUGCAUAGCGUCUACUUUUUGUACCACUCACUUGUUGAGCGACACUUCUCGUGAACUACACGACCGCGCUUCAAAAACAAAAAAUCUUUCCAGGUUUCUGUUCGAUAAGGCCCCGAACGCGCGGAACCACAUGGAGGUCCGCUAUCAAAUGUAAAAAUGUCUGGGUCUGGAAACUUGUAAUGCUGCGUUGGGAAUUGUGAAUGCUCUGUAAUGCACAGCCAAGCAUGGGAAAUAUCUGCGCUUCCUUGUGUUGCGUUUUUCGCAUGACAAACUACGUUUUUGCAUGACAGUCAAAAGGGUCUCUUCUUGGACACGCAUCACAAGCUUCUUGGUCAUGCCAGACAAGCAUGACAAAUCUCGGAAUCUCCCAGACCCAGACAUUUUUGCACUUGAUAUCCGCGCUUUCGUGCCCAAACCGACGAAGAAUGUGAUGGACCGGCUGAAAAAACGCCCCGCGGUGUCCGCGUUGCUGAACCGCUACGCGUACUUGACGCAGCGCGACCAGAUGAAACGGUACAAAUCCGAGCUGUUUCCCUUUCCGCGGGAAUCCCGCCGGAUGCGGUUCGAAACCCCCACGAAAAAGGAGGUGGUGGUGCGGUUUGUGACCCAGGAGGACUGGGACCUGUUCUACGGGUUGUGCGACUUCCUGAUCGAGUCGGCGCAGGCGCUGCCCAUGAACCACAAGGUGAUCAAGGACGACUAUCCAAGAAAAAAACAUUGUAGCUGUAACUUUUUUGGAGGAACAGCAUUACAAAUUUGUCUGGCAUGACAGCAAAAACCUGUCAUGCGCAGAUAGCACGUGAAUACGCCCUUUAAUGGACCCUACGAUGCAUGCCAAGCAUGACAGGCGCAAUCAUCUUGCAUAUUGCGCAUCACAAAUUUACACUAGCAAUGUUUUUUUCUUGGAUAACGACACCGAGGGGUUCAUCGACCGGUUUUUCGAGGCGAAAAUCGUGCGGGAGUCCGGCGGGUAUCCACUGCAAAUCUGUCUGGGUUUGGAAACUUGUGAUGCAAGUCUGCCAGCGGUGGGCGCACUGCAAUGCGCAGCCAAGCAUGACAAGUUUUGGCAGUGCUGUAAUGUGUAAUGCACGUUCCGCAUGCACGCUUUUCCUUUUCCUUUUGCGUGACAGGGAAAAGGCUCUUUCCCUGCUCAUGCAUCACAGAGGUAAGAGUCAUGUGAGACAAGCAUGACAACCUGGCAAGCUUCCAGAUUCAGACAUGUUUGCAAUGUAUAGCGGGGUGACCCGGACCAUGUUCGACUUGUCCACCGAAAUCAAGGCGAUCCACGACGCGCAAACGAAGAGGGAGGAGCAGCAGGAGCUCUCGCUGUUCUUGAACGCCGCCGACCCGACGCCGGACAAGGAGAUGGAGCGGCUGAAGGCGAAGCAGUUCCUAUGCAAGGAAAAAACUGUGUAAGUGUAACUUUGUCUUGCAGAUGUUGCAAUGCAGUUACACUUCUCAUGCUGGAUAUGCGUCAGAGGCUAUUUUCCUACGUGUUUUCGCGUACUAGCUACGCAUGGCAGGUUUUCUCUGUCAUGCAAAACAAAUCUGUGAUGCUGUUCCUGCAAAAAAGUUACACGUACACACUUUUUUUCUUGGAUAGUUCCGCUUCGGCCGGUGGGUGCAGAACGGGGGGUUUUUAAAAGUACUGGACGACGAGGAAAAUUUGCGCGACGUCGUCGAGAACCACUUGUUGGAAAGCCCGAACGAUAUCCUGUGUAAAAACGUCUCCACCCCAGAGUUGUCAUGCAAUUCUGCAUGCCAAAAAGAUUUCUCAUGCGGAGCCCUAUAAGAAGCGUGUUCUGUUCGUGUUUUGGAAUUUGUGAUGCUAGAAUCAGCAUGCUAUGCUAGAUCUGUAAUGCUUCUGAACUACCGAAACAGGAUAACACUACGGGGACGAACUUGUCAUGCGAAGCAACCAAAUCUGGUUGAUUUGUCUAGCAGAUUUCCCAUCUCGACUCUGGUGUGGGGACGCUUUUCCUCAGGAUAAGCGAACCACUGGAAUUCGUCUUGCAGAUCGUGGACAAAGCCCCGCCGGGGAGGAGAAGAAGGUAAAUUUAGAAAACGUACAAGAGCAGUGAAUUCUCGUAGUUCAUCACUGGAGACUCAAAUUACAACAUAAACAUAGCGGUUUGACAAGAAGGACAUGCUGUAUUCGGGCCGCAUCGCGGUUUUUUUUUUGGUCACCCAGCGGUGAUCCAUGCGAGUAUUUGUAUUUUGGAAAUUUUUCUUUGCAUUUAACCACCAGUACGUACUAAUUCUGAGAUACCAUUUUUGCCAUUUCAUGAGGGAGCUCCUGUAAUGUAACUUUUCCCCACUGUAGUUUUUUGCUAUUUUUUCAUACUAUGAUCGCACCCCUAUUUCUUUGUCUACAUCUUCACAACUGAAUCCCCUUUAUGGAACGAGUGCAAUUAAAGAACUAUCGAAGAACUAAAGCCAAUACAGCAUCACUACUGCAGAGAGCUUCGCGCUACACAACAGAGCUGAGAACUACACAUAACUACAUUUACGAAUCUCCACCCUAAACAAUACUCAAGUGAAGAAGAAGAUCGAUUUUACAAUACAUAGAUACUACCAGAAGAUCUUUG
This is a messenger RNA of Amoebophrya sp. A120, 4682 nucleotides long. Lineage: Eukaryota; Dinophyceae; Syndiniales; Amoebophryaceae. The record is from the annotation of a GenBank genome assembly.